Messenger RNA from Zalophus californianus (California sea lion), 1536 nucleotides. It is a transcript of the gene IL9R, whose product is annotated as interleukin 9 receptor. Gene Ontology annotation, molecular function: interleukin-9 receptor activity; interleukin-9 binding. Gene Ontology annotation, biological process: immunoglobulin mediated immune response; cytokine-mediated signaling pathway. Gene Ontology annotation, cellular component: membrane; external side of plasma membrane. Bases 79 to 1497 code for a protein of 472 amino acids. The transcript is spliced from 9 exons. Lineage: Eukaryota; Metazoa; Chordata; Mammalia; Carnivora; Otariidae. The record is from RefSeq and is a predicted model, not a curated record.
UCAGGAUCAGAGGCUUUGCUGCAAACACAGGGACAGUCACCUCCAGGUCUGGAGGGUUGGGGGCCCCUCAGACUUGCCAUGGAGCCCAGCAGAUGCAUCUGGGAAGGAUGGACCUUGGAGAGUGAGGCCCUGAUGCGAGAGUUGAGCACCUGGCUCCUGAUCUGCACCUGCUUCGGCUCUUGGGUGGGCUUGGGAGACUCCAUCCAAGGAGAAGGAGGAGGGCUCGGGGCUGGAUCUUUCACCUGCCUCAGCAACAACAUCUUAAGGAUUGACUGCCACUGGUCUGCCCCAGAGCUGGGUCAGGGCCCCAGUCCCUGGCUUCUCUUUACCAGCAACCACGCACUGGGCAGCAAGCAUAGAUGUGUCUUCCGGGCCGGUGAGUGCACCCUGGUGCUGCCGCCCGAGGAAGUGCUUGUGCCUUCAGACAACUUCACCAUCACUUUCCACCGUUACGUCUCUGGGAGGGAGCAGGUCAGCCUGGUGGACCCGCAGUACCUGCCCUGGAGACAUGUGAAGUUGGACCCUCCCUCCGACUUACAGAGCAAUGUCAGCUCUGACUACUGUGUCCUGACCUGGAGCGUCAGUCCUGCCUUGGAGCCCCUGACCUCCCUCCUCAGCUACGAGCUGGCCUUCAAGAAGCAGGAAGAGGCCUGGGAGCAGGCCCGGCACAGGGCUCACAUUGCCGGGGUGACCUGGCUCACUCUCGAGGCUGCCGAGCUGGACCCCGGUUCCAGCUAUGAGGCCCGCCUGCGCGUCCAGAUGGCCACCCCGGAGGAUGAAAUGGUGGAGGAGCAGAGCUAUGCGGGCCAGUGGAGCGAAUGGAGCCAGUCUGUGUGCUUCCCCUCUCCCCAGAGCCCUGCCCGAGGCCCCCCGUUCUCACCUUGGGGGCAGCCCAACAGCAGUACCCUUGUUGCCGUACCUCUCUUUCUGCUGCUGACCAGCCUGACCUACCUCGUGUUCAAGGUUUCACCCAGGGUGAAGAGGAGCUUCUACUGCAACGUGCCCUCUCCAGGGGCCUUCUUCCAGUCCCUCUACAGUGUGCACAAUGGGGACUUCCAGACCUGGAUAGGGGCCCACAGAACCGGUCUGCUGCCGAGCCAGGACUGUGUCGGUUCCCCACGAGGAGCCUCGGAGUCUGGUGUCCAGGAGGCCAUUGCGUGGCUGACCUACGACCCAGUGGAUCCCUGGCAGUCAGUGGCCCUGGAGGAAGAGGAGGAGGGCCCUGGCUCCGGCCUCCCUGGGGCGGUGCUGCUAGCCGGGCACGUGGAACAGAGAGGGCAGCCACCUCCCUACCUGCCACAGGAGGACUGGGCCCCCGCGAGCCCCAGCAGGCCAGCUUCCCCACAGUCAGAGGGCAGCAGUGGUGACUACUGGGCCCUGGGCUGCUCCGGGGGCUGCCACCCCUCCACCUUCCCAGGAAACACCCAGAGCUCCGGGCACAGCCCGGCCUCGGCCCGUGGCCUUCCUUGUGACCAGCAGAAUCUGGACACCUGGUGAGGAAGUAGUCCUGGGGGGAGUCAGUCACAGUGAGAGGCA